Hypanus sabinus (Atlantic stingray) is the source of this 1639-nucleotide messenger RNA. RefSeq lists its product as uncharacterized. NCBI's taxonomy places the organism in Eukaryota, Metazoa, Chordata, Chondrichthyes, Myliobatiformes, Dasyatidae. The transcript is spliced from 5 exons. The record is from RefSeq and is a predicted model, not a curated record. Bases 478 to 822 code for a protein of 114 amino acids.
GUCUGCCUGGAUUUCUUCACCGAUCCGGUUAUACUGGUGUGUGGACACAACUUCUGUCGCUCUUGUAUCACACAGUAUUGGGAAAGGGAGGAGAGAAACUCCUGCCCGGAAUGUAGAGAGGAGUUUACUGACCGCACCCUCAGGGUGAAUCGGGCCUUAGCAAAUCUGGCUGAAAAAGCUCGAAAUCUAAACCUUAAUCCGAAAGGGAAGGAAAGUAAACUUCACUGCGAGGAACAUGAGGAAGAACUGAAGCUGUUUUGUGAAACGGACAAGACACUGAUCUGUGUGAUCUGUGCAGCUGCGCAGGAACACAGAGAGCAUCGAUUUGUGCUGAUUAAAGAGGCUGUUAAAAACUAUCAGAAUAGCCGAGUAUCGCAGCUCCAGUGACCUGGGUUCGAUCCUGACCUCUGCUGCUGUCUGUGUGGAGUUUGCAGGCUCUCCCUGUGACCACGAGAGACUCCGACACAUCCCAGGGACAUGCUGGAUGAAUGGCUAAUUACCGUUAACCCUGAAAAGGAACAGUCACACAGUGUUCAGUCCCACAUCACAUCCCAGUUUGCUGAACUGCGCCAGAUUAUCACUGAGAAAGAGCAGAGCUUACUCAGGGAUCUCAGGGAAGAAGAGAAGAGGAUUCUCAACCCAAUGGAGAAAAAUCUUCUAGCACUUCAAGAGAAUAUAAGGAGUAUUCAGGAGGAAAUCACUAAGUUAAAGGAACAGAUGGAUCAGAAAGAUGGUGUGAUAUUUCUCAAGGAAGAAGCUCGUCGGAACAGAAGCAGUUUAAUAUUUACAGGAUUAAUGACAAUGUCCAGGAAUUGUCAGUGACAGAUGAGACCCUACCGGUUGAAAAAUUCGAUCACAUCUAUUUGUUGAACACAGUGCUGAGAGAAACGCUUGAUGCUAUUAAUCGAGGUAAAACUUACAAAGAUUCAUUUCUCCUUGUUUAUGAAGAUCAAUUUAGUUCCAAUUUGAGGCAAAGAUUGUCUGUAAUACUGGGGUGCAGGGGAACUGAAGUUUAUUCCACAUCAACCCCACUGACUGGGAGGCAUCACUGUCACAUGGUCAGCUGGAGAUGUCAGACCCCUGGACACACCAGCACAGGGUCACAAUACAACCAAUACAUGGGACUGGCGGAUGAACCACUGUGUUCCAAUCCCAGGCGAAUGCACUAACACACCAGUGCAUAAGUUUGGAUCCAACCAGAGGAACUGGUGUUGUGAUGUUGUUGUGGCCAUCGCGGAAUCAUGGUUGUAGUUGGGAUCUGAAUGUCCAAGGUUACACAAUGUAUUGGUGGUAUAGGAAGGUCGGGUGAGGGGGUGGUGUGGCUCUGCUGGUAAAUCAGUAGCAAGAUGUGACAUAGGAUUGGAAGAUGUUGAAUCUUGUGGGUUGAGGUAAGGAAUUGCAAAAGUAAAAAUGACACAGACACCAGUCAUAUACAGGCCUCCCAACAGUCAGUGGGUUGAGGCCCACAGAUUACAACUGGAAAUAGAAAAGGCUGAUGAAAAGGACAAUGUUAUGAUAAUCACGGGAGAUUUCAACAUGCAGGUCAAUUGGGAAAAUCAGGUUGGUAAAGGAUCUCAAGAGAGUGAGUUUGUUGAAUGCAAUGUGAUGGCUUUCUAGAGCAGUUUGUCGUUGAGCCUAC